AUGGAGGUCCCUGCUCUUGAGGACUCGAUGGAAAUGGCCUCGCCCUACCAGGGUCAGGCCGAUGACUUCGAUAUCGAUAUCGAUCUGAUGGAAGAUCAUCCCUCCAACAUGGACAGUGACAUGGUGGGCGCUGAUGAUUUUCCGAACACGUCCCAGCCUUCUCUCUUCAACGAUGCGAUCAAUGAUGCCGAUAUGGCCGAUGAAGAACCUUCCGAAGGGUCGAUGGUCGAUGCUGACAAUUUUGUCGAUGAAGAUCACGACAUCGAAGUCCAGGACGACGCUGUUACCUACGAAGCAGAUAUGCUUGAGGGUGAUCAAGACGAAGAGAUUGUCGAAGCUGUUCCGACUAUUCAGAUCGAAGAUGCGGCCAGUAAUAAUGACGUGACCCACCACACCGACCAAAAUAUCACCGACCAAGCCGAAAGGAUUAUCGGAUUGACCCCACAAGCUCAAGAGCUACAACCCCCAUCGGCUCCUCCCACAAAUGAGGCAGAAGUCCUACAGCAUGAUCAAGAGCUUCAACCUCAACUCACGCUCGACCAGCCGGAGCAGCACGAUCAAGGGACCUCUUUGGAGCCAGAGCCAAAGCCAGCCGAACAGGAUCAGGCCGACAAGCCCAAUGAACCCCACGGCACUGCUGCUGCUGCCAGUGUUGACAUCGAUCAGGCAAGCCUAGAUGAAGGAGCUAAUGCCACCACAGAGGAUAAGGCUGUGACUGCCGAGACGCAGCCUGGUCAUCAAGAAACAUCUAUCACUGAAGACACUGAAACAAAGCAGGCUGUCGAAGUCCAGUCGUCUUUCGCUCCAGCCAUCGACAAUAAUUCCGAGCAUCCUGAACACCAGGAUGUAGACGAAUCUCACGGGGAAUCUCAUGAGGACCAGCUGCAUAGCAGCAGUGAGAAUGAAUCUUUACACCCAGUUAAGGUGCUUUACCAGGAUAAUGAGAUCUCUCUUUUUCCACCGCUUGAAGGUGACUCGGCAGAGACCUUCUUCUUGCACGAUGAGGAUGUCGCGUAUGACAGUGUCGGCAAAUUGUUCAGCUCUCUUCGUGAGGUGCUUCUAGAUAAUGUUGCGGAUGACGAAGUACUUGUUAUUGAUAUCGAUUCGCUUGGUAUUCAACUAACAGAGGACUCGACGCACAAUUCUAAGAUGACCUUGCAUCAUAUUCUGGAGAUUUACACCCGGCUCAGUCAAAAUGAUGGCACCAGCGAGCCCGAUGCGCUUUACCUCACUCUUGGAAGCAAAAUCUCUGCUCAUUCCGAGCUGGCUGGUCUUGACUCUGCUGCACAUGAAGGCAAAGGUCUAUCUCAAAUUCAUGCGUGGGAUGUGGACUAUGAAGAUGCUGGUCACGAAGACGUGCCUGUGCAUGAAGAAGAUUCUUCUGCAGGAGAUUCGUUCGCCGGCAAACCUCAGACGGAGAAGCCCCUUGAAGUGGACGAAAUUGGCCAGAAUGAAGCCGAUGCCCAAGAAUCGGCGGCCCCAGCUGAGGCUCAUAAGGACUUUGUCCCCAACAAUCAGGAGACCGACGCCGCACUUGCAGAAAAUGAGCACCAUUUAGAACAAGAAAAAAAUGCCACAGCUGAGGAGACUCAUGAUACAGAGGCGAAUGACUCUCACCAUGGAGAUAAAACAAAAGAGCAUGAUAGCUUUGAAGACCCAAAGACCGAAUCCUCCGCUACCAUCAGUUUACUGCCAGAAUCCACUGCGCAGCUCGCAGAUGCAUCUGUGGACGUGAAUGAGGCUGCCCCGGAACAUGCUGAACAAAAAUACCAAGCCGAUGACGACAAGAGUGGGCAAGACUUGAACCACAAAACAUCUGCUUUGCAAGGGGCCGAUGAGCAUGAGCAGGACCAGAACCCUGAAGAGUCUCAAGAUGAAGUUUCAUAUGAGGAAACGGAGGCGCCCGGAACCGUAGUUGACACCGAUGCUAUUGAUCUCACAUGUACCCACGAUGAAGGACUUGUCGACGCACCUAAUGCUCGAACCGAAAACCAGGAAGCGACAGCCGACGAAGGCGAUGACCAUGAAUCCCUGGGAGAAUCCGAUUCAACGGUGGAUAAUGCGCCGCAGGAGGAAGGCGCUGGAUUCGAAGAGCACGAUCUAGAUCCCGAGGACGACUUGCUUGGUAUCGCUGAAGACGUGCUGCAGACUACUCAGGGUGAUUACGAUGAUCACCUUGAGAAUUCCGAAGAUGAUUUGACCACACCUCCCGGCGAAGAAGUCGAUGGUCAUGAACCCCAUACCGGCGAGGACGAAGAGGACGACCUGUAUGCGGACUUCGAAACCUCGGAGACCAUUGAACUGGGCGAAACAGAUCACUCCCUUGCUGACUCCCAACCCCACGAUAAUACGUCUACCAAACGAUCUCGAGAGGAUGACGAGUGGGACUUUGCGGACGCCGACCCCGAGCUCAAACGCCGUCGACCCUCGUAA
This is a messenger RNA of Penicillium waksmanii, 2433 nucleotides long. RefSeq lists its product as uncharacterized. The coding region runs from base 1 to 2433 and encodes 810 amino acids. Lineage: Eukaryota; Fungi; Ascomycota; Eurotiomycetes; Eurotiales; Aspergillaceae. The transcript is spliced from 2 exons. The record is from RefSeq and is a predicted model, not a curated record.